AUGGGGUCCUCCUCCGAAUCGUCUGCUUCUCCAGUUCCAACCUCCACCUUCGAUGAGCGCUCCCUGCGGCAGAGCUUGCUCUUCGCCGGUAGCCUCAAGGUAAACUGGCGAAGGUGCCUUCUCUUGAUCCACUGACUCCAGCAUCAUCCAUGACUUGAUAUGAAUCAUAGAGUCGGAUGUUUGUUUAAUCAUGAUCAUCUUAGACGCUCUACUUCUUCCAUCUCUGGAGUUGUAUCACGUCCCUUCUCCUGGCCUAAUUCUCUCCGUGAUUCCAGGACUUGAGGAAUCUGCGGUCGCAGCUGUACUCGGCUGCGAGGUAUUUCGAAUCAUCUUACGCCAACGAUCCCCUGAAGCAACCGUACGAUGCUCGGUUAUCCCGCCUCCUCUGUAACUUCUUCCUAAUCACCAGAGACCUCUUAUCGAUUAAUCCCUGUUGCAGACCUCGGGACACGCUGAAACAGUACGUCGUCGGAGCUCUGGUCAACACUGUCGAUCACCUGGGUUCUGUCUCAUCCAAGGUCAGCGCUCUUAUCGGCGAGGACAUAGGGACCCUCUCUGAGACAGAGCGUCGAGUUUCUUGCCUCGAACAGGUAUUCCACUACCAUGAUCGUCAACAUUUGAAUUGGAUGUCCAUGGCCGAUAAAUCGGAUGUGAUCUUCUGGGUUCUCUCCUGGAUUGCAGAGGCUCCGGACAUGUCGAGCUCUCCUCGACCAUGAAGGGCUCUCUCGCCAAUCUCUGCCCACCGACCCUCAAAAGUGCCAAAAGCGUUAUGUUUUACCAGGCAAAUCAAAAUUUAUGCAAUUCCCUCUUUCUUUCUCUCUGAGUGUUCCUCUCUGCUCUUCUCCAUACCCUUUUGGUGGUGUUCUUGUUGGAUGAAGAUCGAAGCUCUGUUUCCUUUCUUCUCAGGGGGAGAAUCCAUGGCUGCUGGAUCCGGAAGCCUCACUAUGCCGGGUCGUCUAGAAACGAAGCCGAAGCAACACGAUGGGAGAGAAUUGCAGCCAUCUCGGGAGGCCGGUAAUCUCUUUUUCAGCCUCCUCACAAUCCCUCUCCCCUCUGAUUCCUCUCCUUCCAUGCGCUGCUUCAUGGCCGUUUAACCCGUUAUGCCGCAGCCCUCUGUUCAACACCCAAGAGCAGAACGUCUUCCUUCAGGUGAAACAUCGUUCCCUCCCCCCCCCUCUUUCUUUCUCCUCAGUAUCGCCUCCGAGGUUAUAACUGAUCUCAAGGCUGUCUUCUCUGCAGGAAGAUAUUCUCUUCGUCGUCCUUUCGGUGGGGCCGCUCCUCCUCUCCUUCUCUGAAAGUUCGCCCUCCGUCUCCCUUCCCCCCGGGAAUGUCUCUGCUUUCAGGUACCUCCCCUCCUCAGACGCCUCCUGAAAACACCGAGCCUCCUGCAUCGAUGCUCACUGUGGAUCUCCGACUCAGACUGCGCAGCCUUCUCCACUGCUCCAGAUCCGGGUCCCGAUCUCCGCCUCCGCUCUGUCUCUUUCUCAAUCCGACGCACUCCUCUCGGCUCUUCCAACAGCUGGUGGCGGGUGAGAAACUUCUCUCUCUCUCUGUUCUGGGUCUCUCUCGUAUGCUUGACAAUCUGAGUGCAGGGGCGUGAGGGACCUCGGAAAGCUGCGGCCACGAGCUUUCAUGGCGGAGAAGGCGACUGGGAUAAGGUCGAGCAGAGCCCGAAUAGAAGCAAGCAAACGCUGGGCGCUUUGUUGGGAAGGCGCAGGUGGGGGAAAGACGCCAUGA
This is a messenger RNA of Spirodela intermedia, 1737 nucleotides long. The record is from the annotation of a GenBank genome assembly. Lineage: Eukaryota; Viridiplantae; Streptophyta; Magnoliopsida; Alismatales; Araceae.